Molecule: messenger RNA, 1038 nt
Organism: Pseudomassariella vexata
Lineage: Eukaryota; Fungi; Ascomycota; Sordariomycetes; Amphisphaeriales; Pseudomassariaceae
Exons: 3
Coding region: 95-778 (227 amino acids)
Source: RefSeq, a predicted model, not a curated record
CCUGAGGCUCCCUACUGUAUUAUAUAAGUCUUCCCAGGCCAUUGGCAUUCUCUGGAAAUGAUGCCACCUACUCCUCAACUUCCCAAUUCUCAAUAUGAGGUUAUCUUCAAUUGCGGCAGGCUUCGGCCUCGCCUCCAUUGCCCAGUCAGAGUCAACAUCAUACACCGACACCGAGACGGGCAUCACCUUCCAAUCCUACACCAGUGACGACGUGUCCUUCCGCGUGGCCUUACCCGAGGUAACCACCGGCGCCUUCGAUGUGAUUCUGCAGAUAGAUGCACCAGCAACGAUCGGCUGGGUAGGCUGGGCCUGGGCAGGUACAAUGACGUACAAUCCUCUGACACUCAUUUGGCCCAACGGGGACGACAUUGUGCACGCGUCUCGGAUGGCAUUCGGCUACUAUGUCCCCGACCCUUACCCCAACGCGACCUACACCGUCCUCAAAGGCACCGGCACCAGCGGCGGCCGCGUCAAAUUCACAGCCCUAUGCAGUGGCUGCACGACCUGGGCUGACUUCGAGGGUAACCCAACGACCAUUGACGCCAGCCAGCCCGCCCCCUUUGCUUUUGCCUUCUCGCAAACACCUCCGGAGACGCCUGCUGACCCUGUGUCAGCAUUUGGCAUUCAUGAUCUAGUUGGACACUGGAACCACGACCUGCCUGCUGCGAAGUCAGCCGAUUUCCAGAGCUGGGUUGCUGCGAAUGGAGGGACGGGUUCGAAUGGUACGUUCGUAGUAAGCCCGAAGUUGAGGGCCAGUAGGGGCGCUUUGGGGUUGUGAGAAGAGUUCAGGGAUUGCUUGAAGAUUGGGGAACAGUAAUAAGAGGUUGAUGUACACCCUCGCGUGACCGAGGUCAGAUCGGUCUGUGUUCGCAGAAGACCUCGUUUCAGCGAGAAAACUUGUCGCACGCUUCGCCAGUACCCAGCAUCAGGGAGUGCGUGUAUAUAGACUGCAGCUUACUAGAUCUUGCACAUAUUUAUUUAAACAACAACUAGUUCAGGGGGCAAUUAUUUUGUGUGUAACAGCAUAACAAUCUGAAG